CGCCAAGCUAACAGGUAACGACAAUCAACGGCCACUCUCCAACAGAGCCGAACCCAGGGCUCGGCGCAUCAACAAUCAUCAGUAACCGUCCCCGAUGACAUAUACCGAGUACGGCGCAAUCACGCUGCCAUGAAGUGACUUCUCCGGCAGAGAUCAAUAGCCGGACUUGGACACCUUGCACGUCUCCGUCACUGAACGGCCCUUUGCCAUAUACCAACACUAGAGGGAAGCCCUGCUCUAUUGACAUCGCGACCAACCCAGCCACGAGACCACCACGGUUGUUGGACGUAGCAUACGUUACGCACGAUGGCCGCGGUUUCGGAUCCCAAGAAGAGCGACGAGCAGACAAUCAAGGUCGCGUCGAAGAAGGACCCCAAGAACAAACCAGAUGGUCCUAUCAAACUCAAGAAGCCGGCACCGAAGUACAACAAACCCGGAAACUGGAGAGAAGGAAGCAUCGUUGAAGAAGACAAGAAGCCCAAAAAGGACGAUUCCCCAACGAUUUCUGUUGCUUCUCCCGGACCGGUCGUCAACCCCCUCGAUGACAGCGCACGCGAAGCCUUCGCGACCGGUCGACCCCUCGAAGACACACCCGAUCUGCAGCAAUGCAAGCACUGCAAGAAGAGUAUCCUCAAGACAGCUGCCAAGGCCCACAUCGCACAAUGCCUCAAAUUGAAGAAGGAGAAGGCUCAGCGCAAGAAAGAGGCGAGAGAAGCCCGUGAGCGAGCCAAAGAAGCUGCGCGCGAAGAAGAAGCCAGGAAAGCAGACGAGGAUGCGGAUGGGAAGGGAGAGGACGACAGCGAUGGUGAAGAGGACGGAGCGGAAAAGAAGGCUACCGGCAGCAAGACAACCAAGAAGGCCGCGGGUAAGAAAACCGAUGGAGAUACCAGCAAAGGAAAGAAGCGCAAGGCGGAUGGUGAUGCCGAAAAAGGACCCAAGCAAAAGAAAAAGAAGGAGGAGCCUAAGCCAAAGGCUCCUAAACCGAAGGGUCCCGUGGAUGUCGAACGGCAGUGUGGUGUCCUCUUACCCAAUGGGCAGCCAUGUGCAAGGUCACUCACUUGCAAGAGUCACAGCAUGGGAGCAAAACGUGCCGUCGCAGGAAGAUCUCUGCCUUAUGACAUGCUUCUUGCGGCAUACCAGAAGAAGAACCAGGCCAAACAGCAAAAGGCCGCACUCGACGCCAACGCCCCGUUGGAAGACGAAGACGAGGCCAACGCCGGGCCAGUGGACUCGGACGAGGAGACGGCUGCCGUUAUGAGUGCUCUGGCGCAUUGGAACCCACAACCCGUAGUACCGCAGCCACUCCUUAACCCAAUCAAGAGACAGUAUCAGCUCGCGCGCCUUCAUGAGCAGCUGCAGAUGGCGACAAACGGCGGCCGAACAAAUAUUUUCAAAGUCAACGGUUUUGGCGUGCAGAAGCUGCCGUUCGGUCACCCAGGCCUCAUGGACACGGAAGACGCACCUGGCGAGCCCGACACGGCGGAUCUGAACUUUGGAGGUGCUCGCCGAUCUUCAAGCUUCAGCAUGCAAAGCCAACCACCGCAGCGACGGCCCUCGGUGACGAGCAGAGCAUAAUUCGGCAGACCCCGGGUCAUGGAGAAGAGACAAUCCGCUAGUAGAUUGUUUGUGCAUAAAACCGAGUGGUAUAACGAGGCUUAUAUGAGGGCAUUGGGUUAUGGGCUAGUGCAUUUUUGAUGAGAGGGGGUGAGGUAGGCGUUAAGUUACCUCCCCCCACCUCGUCUUUUUCUUUAUGGUGGCAUGUAUACCAACAACUGAUUGCGACUGGAAACACGGCCAAAGAAUUUCUUGGGUUUGUCUUCUUCUUUUUCUUCAAAGCAGCGGCGUUUGGGGAUCCCUGCGUCAAUGGGUAGCGGUUGCUCAGAGUCAGGUAUGGUUGCGGAAAGCGAAUAUGUAUAUUCAAGAUGGGGUUUGGGCGCAUACUUCAAGAUUGGUAGUCGAGGGCCCACACGGCGUAUAUCAUCUGGCACCAUUGCCGGUAUUGAAGGUAGCCCGCCUCAGAGACACCCGGUGGUGGGAAAUUGACAUGUGGACUUCAGUGGGCCAGCGAUUCAUCUGCUUUACACUACUUGAGAAGCCAACACCAACGUCAGUCAAGCGCCCGAUUGAGCUCGAAUCGGUGAAGGCAACCAGCCCCCCCCUUCACCCGACGAAAUCAACCCAACGAGAAGCUAUCGUUGCCGGAUGAGCUUGUGGGUCCUUCUCCCACGCUUAACCCCGGCUGCGGAAUAGCGCCGUUUAGAGGCGCGCGACGAUGACGUCGUUGCGUUCUUACCCCGGAUUUUGUGCCCAUCAUUGACAACGCACCGCCCGCCCGGCAACUGCGCCAAGCUGACCUCGGCACUGCAGACUAAUUCCCUCCGCCAUAAAGUGGGAGCACACUGAAGUCUCGCCUAGCGGUUAUUUCGACCGUCCACUCAUCACAUGUUACCGCUACCUAGCGAGAUCACUGCAUCGCACUACAAUACGCUCGGGAGAGCUUCGUGCGCUCCGUACGAGCACUGUAUCCUUUGUCUCUCAACCGAUUCCUCGUCCUCUUCCACCCACAUCACGACCGUGACCAC
This is a messenger RNA of Colletotrichum destructivum, 2582 nucleotides long. RefSeq names its product Putative SCA7 domain, SAGA-associated factor 73. NCBI's taxonomy places the organism in Eukaryota, Fungi, Ascomycota, Sordariomycetes, Glomerellales, Glomerellaceae. Gene Ontology annotation, cellular component: SAGA complex. The record is from RefSeq and is a predicted model, not a curated record. The transcript has 5 exons. The coding region runs from base 307 to 1575 and encodes 422 amino acids. Gene Ontology annotation, biological process: regulation of transcription by RNA polymerase II; RITS complex assembly; regulatory ncRNA-mediated heterochromatin formation.